GUCUAGUUAGAAUAUAUUGAUUGAAGAUUUUAACUCUUUUCAUUUGAUCAUUUGAAAUUCGAAUUAGUGAGGUCUACUUUAUAUCUGUUCUGUCAGUAAGUAAAUUUUUUAUUACUUUUCUGAAAUUAAGGCUCUCUUAGAGGCAGAUAUUGCGAGUGAUACUGGGUAAACCCCACCAGAGGAGUUAAGACUUUAGUCCAAGUUACUGAAUCUAUUCUCAUCUUUUUUUUUUUGAUAAUGGUAACUUGAAUUUAUGCUCAUCUUAUAUCACAUUUUAGUUCCUUAGGCCCAAAAAUCAGAAGAUGGGAAGCAUUCCACUGAUUUCCAGCUUCUCUUACAUUUUGGGAAGACCAUCAACAGUGCCUUUUUAUCCUCAUCGGCCAUUCAGGCAAACGCAAACACUGUCCGUUUCCUGCGAUUACUCCUGUUUCGAACUAAGGGAUGUCUCUUAUCGACCUCCAGGGACCAAGAUCGACCUAUUGAGUCAAGUCAACCUUUCCAUCCCUGAGAAAAGUUUUGGCUUGAUAUUUGGACGGAGUGGAAGUGGAAAAACUACUUUAUUGCAGCUGAUUGCAGGGCUAAGCAAACCAACAUCCGGUUCCAUAUAUGUGCAAAGAUAUAGCUAUGAUGGUGAAAAGAUCAAGUCUCCUGAAUCCUUACAACCAGAAAGAGUUGGCAUUGUUUUCCAAUUUCCUGAGAGAUACUUUGUUGCGGACACUGUUCUUGAUGAAGUUACAUUCGGGUGGCCAAGACAAAAGGGUGGCCUACAGUUAAGAGAGCUUCUUGCUUCUAGACUUCAAAAGGCCAUUACCUCGGUUGGUCUAACUGGAAUACCUUUGGAUAAGGAUCCCCACUCAUUAAGCGGUGGCUACAAACGUCGACUUGCCCUUGCUAUUCAAUUAGUUCAAAAACCAGAUUUAUUAAUAUUGGAUGAGCCUCUUGCUGGUCUUGAUUGGAAGGCUCGUGCAGAUGUGGCGAAAUUGUUAAAGCAUCUAAAGAAGGAGCUAACUUUACUUGUUGUCAGCCAUGACCUCAAGGAGUUGGCAUCUUUGGUAGAUCAAUCUUGGAGGAUGGAAAUGGGAGGAGCACUUAAAAGAGAGCCACUACCUAUUUAAUACCUGGGAUUUAUAAUGUUCCCAACAAUCAUUUUCUGAUGCAAUCUAUGAGAUACCAACCCGUGGAAGUUUCCUCUUGCUUGAGACAGACUCUACGACAUCAGCGUUAGGAGCUCUAUGAUUUGGCUGGACGGUCUUCAACAUCUUCUUCAUGAAAUGUGUUCCAUAUCUUCCAUUGGCCUGUUUAUUCCCUUUCCCAUAUUUUGCUGGAUAUAGACUUGGACUGUGCGUUCUUUAUAAGGAGCUCUCCUGGUGACCCUUUUUGUUUCUUUCUGUCUCUUGACGUUCAACUGAAGAACCGAAAAGAUAUUUCUGGUUUUUAUGAGAAACGAUUGCAUAUUAUUCUUGGAGAGUGCUCAAGGUUAUUGUUUUACUUCAAUCCCUUGACUAUUGAGGUCUUAACAUUUCAUGUAACCUCUGAAUGUAAUCACUACUUUCUGUAAUGAGUUUUGUGAUAGUUUCUUUAGCACUUAAUUUGUCCUUUAAAUUUCAAUUAACAUGUGAAUGUAGUUACUGGCUUUUGUAACUGAGUUUGAUGGGUUUGCAGCA
Lycium ferocissimum is the source of this 1664-nucleotide messenger RNA. RefSeq names its product ABC transporter I family member 11, chloroplastic. Gene Ontology annotation, biological process: transmembrane transport. Gene Ontology annotation, molecular function: ATPase-coupled transmembrane transporter activity; ATP binding; ATP hydrolysis activity. The record is from RefSeq and is a predicted model, not a curated record. The transcript has 12 exons. NCBI's taxonomy places the organism in Eukaryota, Viridiplantae, Streptophyta, Magnoliopsida, Solanales, Solanaceae. The coding region runs from base 303 to 1115 and encodes 270 amino acids. Gene Ontology annotation, cellular component: membrane; chloroplast envelope.